GUCUCUAAAAAGGUUCAAGCUAUUUUUUUACAGCUUAGUGUCUGUGGCUCCGUAAUUAAUUGUAGCUAGCUGUCUCAUAUCGACGUGUUUUUAAGGAACAUGAAAUAGUUGUUGUUUUUUUAAUUAGAGGAGUUGCCAGAGCAAGAGAUUUGAAGUCCAACUGCUGCUGCUGCUGGUUGUUGCUACUCUAUCUUACUUGUGAUGUUGGAUAUGGGAGAAAGGAAAGAAGUCAAAAUGAUUCCUAAAUCAUCGUUCAGUAUAAACAGUCUGGUUCCCGAAGCCGUCCAAAGCGACAACCACAAUCAUCACCACCAACACCACCACAGAGCGGUGCAUGAGGAAGAGGAGAAGACUCCUUUACCUGUCCAAGUACAGGAGCAAAAGUCGGAGAACACUUGCGCUAAAAGUGACAAUUCAUCCCACGACUCCUCGUGCACGGACGAGAAGGGGAAGCAGGAAGAGAAACGGGACUCGAAAGAAGGCGAAGGAGGCAAAGAAGGCGACAAGAAAAACGGCAAGUACGAGAAACCACCUUUUAGCUACAACGCUUUGAUUAUGAUGGCUAUUCGGCAGAGUCCGGAGAAGCGGUUAACCCUUAACGGCAUUUACGAGUUCAUUAUGAAAAAUUUCCCGUAUUACCGAGAGAACAAGCAGGGAUGGCAGAAUUCCAUCAGACACAACCUGAGUUUGAACAAAUGUUUUGUCAAAGUGCCCCGGCACUACGAUGACCCCGGGAAGGGGAACUACUGGAUGCUUGACCCCUCCAGCGACGACGUGUUCAUUGGCGGCACAACGGGCAAACUUCGGCGGAGAUCGACCACUUCUAGGGCAAAGCUUGCGUUUAAAAGAGGCGCGAGGCUUACUUCCACCGGACUGACGUUUAUGGAUAGAGCUGGCUCUUUAUAUUGGCCCAUGUCGCCUUUCCUCUCGCUUCACCAUCCGAGGGCGAGCAGCGCAUUGAGUUACAACGGCACGUCGUCGGCUUACCCUAGUCACCCAAUGUCCUAUAGCACAAUGUUGACUCAAAACAGUUUGGGGAACAGUCACUCUUUCCCUGCCUCCAAUGGAGUGCCAUGUGGGCUCUCCGUGCCCUGCUCAGGGACGUACUCUUUGAAUCCGUGUUCAGUGAACCUACUGGCGGGCCAGACCAGUUACUUCUUCCCCCACGUCCCUCACCCAUCCAUGACCUCGCAUAGCAGCACGUCCAUGAGCUCCCGGGCCGCCUCUUCCUCCUCCCCGCAAACGGUCUCCUCUCUCUCGUGUGACUCCUUAAGGCCUUCCCUGACUAGUUUUUCCUCCGGGCUUUCCAGCGGACUUUCUGACUACUUCACACAUCAGAAUCAAGGGUCAACAUCAAAUCCACUUAUACACUAACUAGCAUCCACAGGAUCAGACUGUAAGUGAACAUUUUACACCAAUUUACACUGUAAUAUAUAUAAAUGAAAAAAUUAAGGAGAAUGAACGGACAAUGCAAGCCGAAUUCCAGGUAUUUUGUAUUAUUAUUAUUAUUAUUCUGCAUUUAUUUCUGACUGUAUACAAACGUCAAGUGUCGCGGAACUGUUUAUUAUUCCACUGUCAGCAACGUGCAAUGUGACCAGAGUAAAAAAAAGGAUUAAGC
Messenger RNA from Sinocyclocheilus rhinocerous, 1618 nucleotides. Its product is annotated as forkhead box protein G1-like. Bases 202 to 1374 code for a protein of 390 amino acids. The record is from RefSeq and is a predicted model, not a curated record. Gene Ontology annotation, molecular function: sequence-specific double-stranded DNA binding; DNA-binding transcription factor activity. Gene Ontology annotation, cellular component: nucleus. Lineage: Eukaryota; Metazoa; Chordata; Actinopteri; Cypriniformes; Cyprinidae. The transcript has 2 exons. Gene Ontology annotation, biological process: regulation of transcription by RNA polymerase II.